AUGCUCAAAGGCAGCCUCCUCCACCUCCUUGGCGCAUUCCUAGCAAACGCCUCGCCGGUGCUUGACAGGAGAGACAUCUGCAGCCACACCCCGGCCGACGGCCUCAUCGGCAAUGCGGUCGCGAGCGUAGCUUGCGCACAAUUGACCAUCGCCAACGAAGGAUGCUCCGUGACGGUCAAGUUUCCGGCCGACAUUUACGGGGACUCCUUCACUUUCGACAGCGCGUCGAAGACCUUCAAGGCUCUGCGCAAUAGCAAGCUCACAUUCACUGCAACGCCGAAGCCCGGCAACAGCGCGGCGGUGUGGUCGGGCACGGGCGGGACGAGCAACCCCACCACGUACUCGGUUCCGCUGACCGGCCAGCCCGCCAGCAUUUCCGUCAAGUGCGCCGCCCCGCCGCAGUGCACCGCCGUCGGCCAGCCGUGCAUCUUCGAACACCCCGAAAACUGCUGCUCCCAGACUUGCGCCUGUAUUUCCGGACGCGCGCGCAUCUACACGCACAUGCUUCGACAUGCACAGACCCUGCAGAUCUUUGCCAACCGACUGCCGCCUCGAAGUGCAAUUCCCAACACCGAGGAGGCGAUCAAUUCAGUUCUCUUCGCCCCGCCGCCGCCCACGGAUCGGAUCCGGCAGCUCAGUCCCUAUGCGGCUGCCUCCGCUGGCAAGCAUCUUUCUCCCACCUAUCUUCUCCAUGAACAAGUGAUCAGCUGGUUCCGUGGACACAAGCGCUGA
Aspergillus aculeatus ATCC 16872 is the source of this 732-nucleotide messenger RNA. RefSeq lists its product as uncharacterized. The transcript has 2 exons. The record is from RefSeq and is a predicted model, not a curated record. Bases 1 to 732 code for a protein of 243 amino acids. NCBI's taxonomy places the organism in Eukaryota, Fungi, Ascomycota, Eurotiomycetes, Eurotiales, Aspergillaceae.